This is a messenger RNA of Plasmopara halstedii, 543 nucleotides long. RefSeq names its product ubiquitin-60s ribosomal protein l40. Gene Ontology annotation, biological process: protein ubiquitination; modification-dependent protein catabolic process; translation. The transcript is spliced from 4 exons. Gene Ontology annotation, cellular component: ribosome; cytoplasm; nucleus. Gene Ontology annotation, molecular function: ubiquitin protein ligase binding; structural constituent of ribosome; protein tag activity. The record is from RefSeq and is a predicted model, not a curated record. The coding region runs from base 1 to 543 and encodes 180 amino acids. Lineage: Eukaryota; Oomycota; Peronosporomycetes; Peronosporales; Peronosporaceae.
AUGUUAAUUUUUAAGUUGACAAAUCGCUGCAAUGUGUGGACCAUUAAUGUUAAUAUAAAUUUAUUGAUUUGGCUUCUGUAUGUAAUUGUUUUGGUUGGUCAACCGCUACACAACAACACUGUGUAUUCAUUUUGCGAGUGGAAAGUACAGGGAAUCAUGCAGAUUUUUGUGAAGACUUUGACCGGCAAGACCAUCACGUUGGAUGUGGAACCUUCUGACAGCAUUGACAAUGUCAAGCAAAAAAUUCAGGAUAAGGAAGGUAUUCCACCUGACCAGCAGCGCUUGAUUUUCGCUGGCAAGCAGCUUGAGGAUGGCCGAUCCCUUGCAGACUACAACAUUCAGAAGGAGUCAACUCUUCACUUGGUGCUGCGCCUUCGUGGUGGUGCCAUUGAGCCUACACUCGCUGCUUUGGCCAAGAAGACGAAUUGUGAAAAGCAAAUCUGUCGUAUCUGUUACGCACGUUUGCCUCCCCGUGCUACUAACUGCCGCAAGAAAAAAUGUGGUCACAGCAAUCAAUUGCGCAUCAAGAAGAAGCUCAAGUAA